Tachysurus fulvidraco (yellow catfish) is the source of this 5671-nucleotide messenger RNA. RefSeq lists its product as uncharacterized. Lineage: Eukaryota; Metazoa; Chordata; Actinopteri; Siluriformes; Bagridae. The coding region runs from base 3748 to 4686 and encodes 312 amino acids. The transcript has 4 exons. The record is from RefSeq and is a predicted model, not a curated record.
UAUCACAAAACUAUGAAACCCCAUAGUACAUACAUUACACUUUCCUCCCCCACUAGAUUAAUUAUACCGAGAAACAUGAAAUACAAAACCAAAACGUACUGUAUAACAUCAACAGGUACUCCAAAAAAAUGUUUCUAAUUAAACAUAGCUACAAAUCAAGCCUUUGAGGAGGUUUUCUAGAUCUCUCAGGAUAACGUCUCUGUAAGCCUAGGUGAGAUUUAGGUGCAGGUGCAACCGGCACUGUGACAUCUGGUUCAUCUUCAUGCGACUCAGAUUCAUUCACGUUAACUGAUGUAGGAGGGGUAGUGUCGACAGCAUUGUUGUCCUUGACAUUCAAAUCAGGGGCAGGUAAAGGUGGGGAUUUUGUCUGGCAAUCCACCAACUGAUCUACAUGGCGUCUCCAAGUGUUCUCUCCAACCUUCACUGUGUACGUCAAGGGUCCAGUUCUGGUGGUGAUAUUACCUGGUUGGCACUUUUCCAAUCUGUAGUCGGGUGCUAAGACCUCUUGUCCAACUCGGAAAUUGCUUGUAGGUCUAUCCUUCAUCUGCUCAAUUUGUUUGUUUUCCACGUAACGACGAACAUUGGGUUUGAUGAGAUCCAAGCGAGAUCUUAAGUUUCUCUUAAGAAACAUCAUCGCUGUUGUUUGGCCUGUCGUGGCAUGUGUUGCAUUUCUGUACAUGAAAAGAAAGUUGUCUAUUUUGUGUUGUAGUGAAAUGCUGUCAUUGUCCAUUGCUUUUAUUGCUUUCUUGAAAGUCUGUACAAACCUUUCUGCCAAGCCAUUAGUGGCAGGAUGGUAUGGUGCAGAAGUGAUGUGUUUGACACCAUUCAGCUUCAUGAAUUUCUGAAACUCGUCUGAGACGAACUGUCAUCCAUUAUCUGUGCAUAUCUGCUCUGGCAACCCGUUCCUGGAGAAUAUUGUUCUCAAUACCGAAACAGUUUUCAGAUGUGGUUGUCUUCAUCGGAACAACUUUAGGCCAUUUAGAAUGUGCGUCCACGGCGAUCAAGAACACGGAGUCCCUAAAUGGUCCAGCAAAGUCAACGUGCACUCGUUGCCAUGGUGUUGACGGCCAUUCCCAGGAAUGCAAAGGAGCUAAUGGUGGACAGUUCUGGGUCCCUUGACAUCCAGGACAAGCCUUUGCCAGAUCCUCAAUCUGCUUGUUGAUUCCUGGCCACCACAUAUAACUACGUGCAAGAUUCUUCAUUUUUACUGUGCCCAAAUGCCCUUCAAGUAAUGUGUCCAACAUCUUACUGUGCAAUUUGGAGGAAAUAACAACUCUUAAUCCACACAUCACCGUCCCUUGACAAACAGAAAGCUGUUCUCUUCUCGCUGAGAUUGCCGGAUACAGUGAGAUGCCAUGUGCUGGCCACCCGAGAACUGUGAUGUCAUAGACUUUGGACAAUGUGGGGUCAUUACGGGUUUCUUUCUGAAUAGUGGCAUUUGUUACAGGUAACUGACUCACAAUUGUGGUGUGAAACACGUCAGCUGGAUCCACACUAUGUGACUUGUCUGUUGACUUCAGUGGCAGACGUGACAAGCCGUCUGCGUUGCCAUGUAGUUUGGUGCCUUUGAACUCAAUAUAAUAUUGGUGAGCACCCAAGAAGAGUUACCAACGCUGCAGCCUAGCUGAGGCCAUUGCUGAGACACCCCUCCGCACAUUGAAGAUCGAGAUCAAGGGCUGAUGGUCUGUGAUCAGAGUGAAUCUUUGACCAUAUAGGUAAUGGUGGAACUUUUUUACACCCCACACAAGACAAAGUGCUUCUCUGUCUAUUUGUGCGUAGUUACGUUCAGCUGCCGUUAAUGAUCUUGAUGCAAAGGCUAUCGGUUUUUCUGUGCCUUCUGGAAACUUGUGUGACAGCACAGCACCAAUUCCAUACGGCGAUGCAUCACAUGCCAGCCUGAUGGGUAUGGAUGGAUUGAAAUAUGUCAGCACUAUAUCAGAAGUUAUGAGCAUCUUGGUCUUUUGGAAAGCUUUUUCGCAACUGUCUGACCAUUUCCACUGUGUUCUUGUUUGCAACAGUGCGUUCAAUGGGUGUAGCACGGUCGAGAGGUUUGGAAGAAAUUUGUGAUAAUAGUUCACAAGUCUGAGAUAUGAUCGGAUUUGAGACACAGUGGGUGUGGUGCAUUUAACACAGCUUCAAUUUUGUCCUGUGUCUUGUGUAGACCAUCUUUGUCUAUCACAUGACCACAAUAAGAAAUCCGAGACUUGAAGAACUCACAUUUUUCUUUGUUAGCUCUUAGUCCAUACUCACACAGUCGAGUCAGCACACGUUGUAGGUUUUGGAGGUGAUCUGCAUCAUCCUUCCCUGUUACAAUGAUAUCGUCCAGGUAACACUGCGUUCCUGGAAUACCCUGCAGCACCACAAGGCAGGGGCUGAUGCAAUUCCAAAAACAAGACGGUUGUACUGAUAGAGCCCCUUAUGUGUGUUGAUGGUCAAGAAUUUCUUGGAUUGCUCAUCCAUCUCCAUUUGGAGGUAUUCUUUGGCCAGGUCAAUUUUUGAGAAGUGUUCUCCACUGGACAAGGAUGCGAAAAUAUCUUCAAUGUGUGGCAGGGGGUACUGUACUGGAUGAAGAGCUGGAUUAAUGGUCACUUUAAAGUCGCCACAAAUACGCACAUCCCCUGUCUUACCAUUUUUGAUCACAGGAACUAUGGGCGUUGCCCAUUCACUCCAUUCAAUUUUAGUCAGGAUUCCUGUUUUUUUCCAAAUGAUCCAGCUCUGCCUCCACCUUGGGACGAAUUGCAUAUGGGACUGGGCGGGCUUUAAAGAAUUUUGGAGAAGUGUCUUCUUUUAACUCCAGAGUCCCUUUUAUUCCUUUAAGUGUUCCUAUUCCUUUCUGAAACACAGGUUCUGCAUUUUGUACAAUUUGUGAUAAGGUCAUUUGUGUCUCUUUGUUUGUAAUUUGCUGGGACACAUUCAAGUUUUUUAUUGCGUGCCAGUCCAGAGGUAUUUUCCUCAGCCAUUCGCGUCCGAACAAUGCAGGCCCUCCAUUUUCCAGGACAUACAGGUUGAGCUGUUGCUGAUUUUCUUUGUAAUUCACAGUUACUGGUAAUUUUCCUUUUGGAGACACAUUUUCACCAGUAUAAGUCUUUAAUAUCACUGAUGUCUGUUGCAGUGGUAUUUUUGAAAACAGUCGUUUGUAAUCAGCUGCUGAGAUGACCGAUAAGGCAGAUCGAGUGUCUAACUCCAUCUUGAGUUUAACACCUGACACUUCUGACUAGAGUUGGAGUACUCGGACUCGCACUCGGACUUGUCACGCACUCGGGCAGCAGUAGCAUCAUCUUAUGCUGGCAGACGAAACACACACAUCACUCACUGGAUAUCAAUGUGUGGCUAGGACGAUGUCUUCAAAGUCAGCAAUAAUUUGUUUUGCUUACGAAAAUCAUAAAGAAUUUAUUUGCAAGACAUUCGGUAAAAAGAAGCACUCUGUGGAUUGCAAAUUUUGCAAAACAACUCUUACUGAUGUUUCUGGCACGACUUGUUCAGAGAAAAUUCUACCGACAUGUUCAGAGAAAACAUAAAAAAAGAAUAAGAGAGUACCAAAGACAGCAGCAGCAACCAACAGACGACUAGCCCAGCAUUGCAGGAUUUGCAAGACCAGAAUUGACCAAACAAGCAGUGCAACUUUACGAUGCAAGUUCUCCAAGACAACAAGAAAUUCAUAAUGCCAUCAUUAAGGAUCUCCUCAUUGGCUGCACUUUACCUCUGUCAAUUGUUGAAAAUCAGCAUUUCAGGCAUUUCUUGAAAGUAAUGGACAACAAAUACACUCCCAUUGCAAGAAAAACAAUCACUGAAAAACACAUUCCUUUGUUGGUUGAUCAGGUGAAAGAUUCAAUUAAAAGGAAGCUCCAGACCCAGUCAUCUGUGUCCAUAACUGCUGACAUAUGGUCUGAUCGAACCAUGCGGACCUUCUUUGGUGUUACAGCCCAUGGAUUAAACCAAGAUGAAAAUCAUCUGGAGUCCUUUCUUUUAGACUGUAGGAGGUUUUGUGGCAGACACAGUGGAAACAACAUAGCCAUGGCAUUUGACGAGAUCAUUGAGGAAUAUAACAUAGCAAGUAAAGUCAGGUACAUUAUUACUGAUAAUGCAGCCAAUAUGAAGUGUGUGUUCAAAGUCAAGCUGCCACAGGAAGAGCAGCACAGUGAUGGCAGUGAUGCAGAAGAGGAAAACUUGAAUGAUGAGAGUCUUUGGGAGGAUUUGACCUGGGAAGACGAGACUAUCAUGGUGAGAACAAGACAAAGGCUGUCAUGUUUUGCACAUUCUCUGCAAUUAGUUGUACAUGAUGGAAUGAAAGAAGCCAAGGCCUUUUCUUCAGCACUUGCCAAAAUGUCAAAAUUAACCUCAUUACUUCACACAAGUACUACAUUUAAAGAACGAUUUGAGGCUACAUUUGGGACAGAUAGAUCAAUUCCUGCAGCUACAUCCACACGCUGGAACAGUACAUUCAAGCAGCUACAGGCCCUUACAGCACUUGAUCAUAGGGAUCUCACACAAAUUUGCAGUUCAGACUUUCAACAUGUUCUUUUUUCAGUUCGUGAAUGGAAUCAACUGAAGGAUUUAGGUUCUGUUCUCUUUCCUUUUGCGGAAGCAACAGACAUUACAGAGGGUGAGAAAAUGGUCACUAUUAGUAUGGUGGUCCCCACUGUACUUGAUUUAAACACUCAUCUGCUCCAAAUAUCAGAGUCAUGAAGUCAUUGCUGGCCACUAGCCACAGCCCUUCAGCAAUCACUUUUAAAGAGAUUCUCUGGGAUCUUUGUGAGAACAAAAAUGAUUGAGCAAAAUGGGAAAGUGGACCAGUUCAAUCAUAAUGUGUAUUUCUUGGCGACAAUGCUUGAUCCUCAGUUUGGCUUGAACUGGGUUGAUCUAGAUGUAACCAACAAUGAGAGUCCAGAUUCGGUGAAGAAAUUCAGAGAGGAUAUGAAAAGAACAUUAUAUAGAUAUUUUGACUGCAGAAGUUGAGGCCACAGCAGAUGGAGACAUGCUGCAUUCUGGAAGUGAUGCUGAUGAAACCUCAGAUCCUGCUCCUGGCAAAUGCACACGACUUCUAGCUCGCUAUCGAGCCCACAUGCACCUGAGACACUCAGCUAAGGAUGCAUGCAUUUCAGCUCAGAUACACAAGUACUUUGAUGCCAUUCAAGACACAGACACAAAUACAGCACUUGAAUUUUGGUUGACAAAUAGGGAGAGAUUCCCACAGUUUUACUCUCUGGUUGUAAAAGUGCUGUCUAUUCCAGCAUCCUCUGCACCAAUAGAGCAUGUCUUUAGCAAAGGUGGCCUCAGCGUGAGACCACAUCGUGCACACUUAACUCAUAAAAUGGUCACAGCACUUGUAUUUUUGAAAAGCAAUAUGGCCCUGGUUUAGUGCUUGACUGUGCACUAUAGUACAUUUCAUGCUCAGUGUUCAUUACAACUCAUGUUACAAGACCAGAGAGCUGUGUUCAGAAAGGAGAUUGUUGUUGAUUAAGCACCGUAAUAAAGCUUUAAAUUUGUUGUUAUGACUAGCUGAUAGAUUUAAACUCUAGUUUGAGUAUUUCCUCAGCCUAUUUAAAUGUGGGGGAGAGGCAUUAAAUAAUUGAAAUGUCAGCUUUAACUGAAGGACAAUAUAGUGUGAUACAAUAAUAAAACGGGUUCAUUUGUAUUUUUAUGCACUUGUAAUACAAUAAAAGUUCUACAU